AUGGAUUUAGACACUUCCUUCCUCUACUCUUCCCUCCCUCUUUUCUUUCUUCUUCUUACUUUCAUCCUCAUUCGUCGAUCUCUUCAAGUUCGCAAUAACUUACCUCCAAGUCCGCCUUCUCUUCCGAUCAUCGGUCAUCUCCAUCUCUUGAAAAAGCCACUCCAUCGAAGUUUCCAAAGUCUUUCGGCCAAAUAUGGCCCUGUUAUGACUCUCCGCCUCGGAUCUAAGCUCGCCGUCGUUAUAUCCUCGUCGGCGGUGGUGGAGGAAUGCUUCACUAAAAACGAUGUCGUUCUCGCCAACCGUCCUUGUUUCCUCAUUGGAAAAUACAUCGGCUAUAACUAUACUACCAUGAUUGUCGCUCCGUACGGCGACCACUGGCGGAACCUCCACCGAAUUGGUGCCAUUGAAAUCUUCUCUUCAUCUCGAAUCAACAAAUUCGUCGAUAUCCGGAAGGAUGAAGUGAAGGGAUUAGUACGAAAACUAUUGCACAAUUCGAUCGAUCGAUUUUCGAAAGUUGAAAUUCAAUCGGCAAUGUCAGAGCUGACGUUCAACAUCUCGAUGAGAAUGGCGGCCGGGAAGAGGUAUUGUGGCAAGGACGUAACGAACGAGGAAGAGGCGAAGAGGUUCAGGGAGUUGAUUAAAGAGCUUGUGGCGAUAGGAGGAGUAUCAAAUCCAGGGGAUUUCUUACCCAUAUUGAAUUGGAUCCCGAACGGUUUUGAGAGGCAAUUGGUUCAAUUGGGGAAGAAAGUGGAUGUGUUCUUGCAGGGGCUAAUUGAUGAUCAUCGCAGAAAGAAGGAAGAAGGAAGGAACACGAUGAUUGAUCACUUUCUUUCUCUGCAAGAAUCGGAACCCGAUCACUAUAACGAUCAAAUAAUCAAAGGAUUUAUAAUGGUAUUACUGACUGCAGGGUCUGACACAUCAGCUGUGACAAUGGAAUGGACCUUGUCUCAUCUACUAAACAAUCCCCAAGUGUUAAAGAAGGCAAAAGACGAAAUAGACAGUCAAAUUGGACAAGAACAACUCGUGAAAGAA
This is a messenger RNA of Benincasa hispida (wax gourd), 1032 nucleotides long. RefSeq names its product cytochrome P450 81Q32-like. The record is from RefSeq and is a predicted model, not a curated record. Gene Ontology annotation, molecular function: iron ion binding; monooxygenase activity; oxidoreductase activity, acting on paired donors, with incorporation or reduction of molecular oxygen. NCBI's taxonomy places the organism in Eukaryota, Viridiplantae, Streptophyta, Magnoliopsida, Cucurbitales, Cucurbitaceae.